GCACGAUCCUUGAUGCGUUUGUUCCUUCAAUCCUUAGCCCGUCUUGAAAAAUCUGCCGGAAGAUCUGCAGGAUCCUGUCGAAACGUCAUAGCCCCUGCCCAUCGACUACGUGGGGGCAUUUGUGAAGCCAAUCCAGAGAGAGUUCUCGAAAGACAUCAGAAAAUCAAUUCCCAGCACGGCCCGCGGGUGUCGUCAAUGAUUUGCCCCAUUACAUCGAGGUCAAGAUGAGUGAUGACUUCCGAUGGUAAAUUCCAUCAGGGCUAAUUGGACUCUGUAGUCAGCCCGUCAUCGCGUCGGAACCAAACCUGUGAAUGCCAAUGCUACCCCUUGGUAGUGGAACCACGGUUAUCUGGUCUGGUUCUGUGACAAGAAGCCAUGAGGCACUGGAAAGUCUGAACCAAUCAACUAGCUUCUCCCAGUCGGCUCACGAUCAUGUCCGAGUCGACCCAUCGUUAGAGCCGAGUCGUCGGUUUCAACUUCUUAUGAAAGGAGCAUUUCCUGCCCGAAGACAAGCGGCAAAUGCACUCUGAAGCUUUUCAGACAAAUUGAGAAUUUCACCGAUUUUCACACUCUGUGAAUCCCUAAGCCGUAGUUCAAGUUGUAUGUAGGAGGAUGGCAAUUAUAUCUCACGUGAUGAUCCACGUGAUCGGAUCACAAGAUGUUCUGUCCGAGACACAUCGCUGGUCCGUGCAUUCAAUAGUGCUUGAUUGAUUGGAGUUGGUUUGAGACGCGACUCCAAAGCGAAUAUCGCGUGUUAUCGAAGCGUUCAAGCAUUGUUUAUCGACUUCAUUUGCCUAAAGGACCAAUUGAUCAACCCAAUCCAGUUAGACGAUAAUCAAGGGGACAAGCCUUGCGCUUUUGCUCAACGCAUGCCUUGUUCAACAUCUCAAAUGGGUACUGUGACUUUACCAUUGUAAACACAAACAACCAAACAAACAACAAUGGCCCGCUACUCUAUCCCAACAAAGUCUCGGCUUCCAUCAUCAUUGCGAGUUGAUGCAUCUAAUCCUGCUGUUGUAAAGAGUCUCAAUAGACUCUCUCGAGAGUCUCUUAUUUCCCUGGCACUAGACUGGCUUGACGAUGAGAGUCUCCCGAAUUCUAUUCCUUACAUCGAGAGGAGGGAUGAAGACGACGAUGGAGAAAAUGACGAUCUUUACCCCCCUUGUCAAAGUAUUGGCGAAUUACAACAACUUUAUCUCGAUAUGCAGCAUCAAAAAGGGUCAAAGAGAGAUGUUGUCAGUCGUAUUGUUGAGGGCGAUUGGAGACUUGGCCUGACAUUAUACCAACUAGCCAUGGCCGACAUGGCUUAUUUCGAACAGAACCCAACGUCUCAAAAAUGGUCAGCCUAUCAGAUUCUGCCUCUAAAGCAGCCUUCACAAGAUGCCGGCGAGGACCAGGUACUCAGAGUCGACCAAGAAAGUUUGACAGUACCUCGGUUUCAUCCAUCAACGUUUCUCCAAAAUCUUCAAACCCAUGUGCUACCUGACGUCAAGGCACAUUAUCACUUUCACCGACCUAUGGCCAUACCCGUUCUACUGCUGCGCAUUCUUGUCAUAGAUUCACCCUACAACACGGAUUUUGCUCUUUCAAGUCGAAACCCAAAUGGCACAGCAACAAACUUCGACUCUUCAAGGACAGUGUACAUUGCGUUUCCUGAUGGAUCGCCUGCUUUGUACAUUACGAAAUCGCAGGCUACAGGCAACACUGGCUCAGGAGAGUCCAAGAGCUUACACAGCUUAAUCGUGGAUGGGGUACCCAAGGCUCUCUCACGCCCACGUGAACGAUACACUCUCAAAUCAGGAAACCUUCAAAGCAAGAACUUGGAUGCACUUCUAGAAAAGAAGGGAUCUGGACGCACAAACUCCGCAGGAGGUGGCUGGAGCAUUUAUUCCAAUGAAGCCACAAAGAUAUCUCCAUUGGACACCAUUAUUCCAACUCCACCCCUAUCUCGAGAAUCAUCGUCCUCAAGUCUCGGUCUCAAGCGAGGAGUGUCAUUCGCUGAAUCUGAACGAGUUGCAAAAAAAUCGAAAUUGGUUGCCAAGGCUCGGUUCGGCGAUUCAGGUCUUGUCACUGAUGGUAAAGGGGUGGAAAAGGUUGACAUCGUCAUACAGGAUCCAUUUCCUUCUGUAAGUGAAGAUACUGGUGAUGCAGAAGAGAAUGAAGAUGGUGCCACGACAGGGAGCAAGAAUCAGCGAAAGAGCAAGAUUACCGCUGUUAUUCGAGAGGCGAAUAUCGCAGCAGAGGAAGACAACGACGAUGCCACCUCUUCAGAUCGAUGGACACCGACUAUCAAAGUUACAUUUUCUGGAACGCAUGUAUGGGCUGGCGUACGGCAACUUGUAGAGGCUGGCAUAAUAGAUGGAGAGCGGAUGCCGGGGUGGAUGACAGGAGAAGAGGGUGUAACAACAGGACUUGUGAGGCAUGGAAGAAUACGUGGAUACAAGGGCUCGGGGAUGUGAAACAAAUGUUGGAUCUAUAAUGGCGGAUGGUCUAUGUCUUUUCUUCUCUAUUUGAUACCCCCAUGACAGCACGACUGGUCAGCCAAUUCUUAGCUCUCUUCAAGUCCGAAAACUGUCACUGUGUUCUUCCAUGCAGCUUCACAAACUUCCUCGAUACUAACUCCCUUGAUACCUGCAAUAAUCUUGGCGACACGCUCGAUAUUACAAGGUUCGUUGCGUCCCUUGACCAUGGCUCCCUCUUCCCACUUCUCCUUCUUGACAGUUUUGUAUCGUUCCGGUACCUCGGGCUCUUUCUUCUGGUUCUUCUUCGACUGCUUUUGCGGUUUUUGCGUAGACUCAGCGGCAGCGGCAGUCCCAUUCUGUUGGUUCUCGGUAUUGGGCGUCUCUUUCUUCUCGAUAAGAUACUUGUAGCCCUCGUGGCUUGGUCGCACCUCACACCAUGGUCCAUCGGUCUCAAUCAUAAGACGGUCGAGGUGAACUUCCUUGACAACAGCACAGUUCUCUGCAGUCUUAAAGCUGCAUCCAUUGAUGCCAAUGUAGAGACCCAAGUCCAUCAACUCGCGCAUCUCCUCAGCUGUGCCAGUGAAACUAUGCACUACGCCGCCCUUCUCCAGCUUCUCCAGCUUCUCACCAAAAGCCUCCUUCAGAAGCCGGACAAAAUCAUUGUGGGCGGCGCGAGAGUGGAGGAACAGGGGGAGCUGAGGAGAUAUCGACGCAGCAACCUGGAGCUGAGCUGCAAAAGAAUGGAGCUGGAUGCUCAUCGAACAGUAAUGCAGUCGAUCAUAGUCAAGGCCAAACUCACCCAUAGCCACAAGGCUCUUCUGGCUUGAUGCUUGGGCCUCUGUCACCAAAGAGGUCAAGUCUCUGAUGAGUUUACCGGUCUUUGUUGGGCAAGGGGGGUGCUCUUCCGAGACCGGAGCUGAAGGAUCGGGAUCACAUGGUGUUGUGUGCUCAGACUCGUGAGAAGGACCCGCUUCACUGAAGACAGAGCUGCUACAGGGAUGAAUGCCUGCAGUGCUGAAGAUAGUUCCGGCUGUGGGUGGUGUUAGUCGUGUUAUCAGAUUGACAAGCAGGGGUGAGAUUACGAUAAUCUUUGGCAAGGGUGAGGGCAUCUCGAGAGUUGCCAAGGUCUGAGCCGGUCACUAUCAGUUUUGUACAACCAACUUCACGGGCUCUUCCGAUAAUAGCAUCGAGAUCAUCGGGGUGUCGCUCUUUGCCGUGGUAUUUGCCUCGGAAGAUGGGAUCGGUCAAGUUGAUACCGAUCUACUGGUAACGCUAAGUGUUAACGGGAUCUGAUAUUGGAUACGGAUACGGAUACAUAGGGUGAUUGACAUACAUCGAUAUAUCUAGGUUUGUAACCAGAGCCCUCAACCGGCUGAGGCGUUGGUGAAGAAGCCAUGUUGCGGAAUUGCGAGGCUUGAAAUCUGAGACUCGAAGUCCUGAAACCAAUUCGUGCUGAAGAGUGAAAACAGUGAAAGAUAGGUCUCGCUGUCAUUGAUCUUGAACUUCUCUUGCUUGGCUCGAGCGUGAGUCACUGACUUGUUGCUGCCUCGCAACCGUAAUCUCUAGCUGACCUUUUUUUAGGCUCAAUAACGUAAAACCGGAAGGUAGUCUCGAUUCACAACGAUGAUUGGCUCUUUGAUCUACGUUUUCGUUCACAGUCUCAUCCUCCCGUCAACCUCAGUUCAAGGUCCAAGCUCAGUUAAUUCCACUGGGUGUUCUCCUGCUUACGUAGAGCUAAGAGACAAUUAUUAAUCUACAUGGGUCUCACGUGAUUUCGCGCCGUUGACUGUACCCCACCAAGCGCUGCAGCAACGUAAAAUGACAGGGGACGCGAGGACGCGAUGUGGGAAAGGGGAGGAAGAGCUUUGGCUCAUUGCGGGCGUAAAAUGUACGAAAUAGCCACGAAUUUCAAUAUUUCUGUCC
Fusarium verticillioides 7600 is the source of this 4385-nucleotide messenger RNA. RefSeq lists its product as hypothetical. Gene Ontology annotation, biological process: chromosome segregation; CENP-A containing chromatin assembly. The record is from RefSeq and is a predicted model, not a curated record. NCBI's taxonomy places the organism in Eukaryota, Fungi, Ascomycota, Sordariomycetes, Hypocreales, Nectriaceae. The transcript has a single exon. Bases 942 to 2459 code for a protein of 505 amino acids.